Molecule: messenger RNA, 1087 nt
Organism: Amoebophrya sp. A120
Lineage: Eukaryota; Dinophyceae; Syndiniales; Amoebophryaceae
Source: the annotation of a GenBank genome assembly
AUGAAAACGCUGACGAACAAAGAGACGCACACGACCCCGAGGGCGGAAGGUCCGUCGAACAAGAAGUGUCCUCCCGGGAUGUUGCCGACGAGGAAGAGGCAGGGCAAGAAAAUGAGGAAGAAUUGUCCCGGCCCGGUGUCGAGGAGCAGGUGGCACAAGAUGAAAACGAAGAGCACAGCGGCUUGGCUCCGGAGAAUAUCACACCCUUCGGUGGUCGAAGUCAACCCGUGCAUCAAACUGGGAGCGAUCGGGAACAAACGCCGGCAGGGCAGCAAACCGUGUCAUUUGCAGAUCCGAAAUUCUUCCCCUCACCACAACCAGGACGUUUAUGAACCGCAAAUAUGUCUGGCCCUGGAAGAUUCUAAACUUGUGAUGCUGUCUCUGAAAUCAGAAGAAAUUUGUAUUGUGUGGCCAGCAAUAGAACUCCAGUUUGCCUUUGCGCUACGCGGAGAGAGCAUUUCUCAUGCGAAAUAGGCAUUGGGAAGCCCUGCGAAAGUCUGUGAUGCUAGUGCAUGCAUUACAGACCUCAUGGGUCAUCCAGAAUAUGCAUGACAAAUCUGGCAAUCUUCCAGACCGAGAUACUUUUGCAGUUCAUAAUGCUCGUUGCUAGCCGAAAUCAUGAUCAGUCGCACCCCCGUAUCCUUUGCAAAAGUAUCGUGCUCGUACCAAUUGCGUUUAUGCAUGACAAAUCUUUUUGAUUUCUGCAUUACAGAUUUGAUUUGUAAUGCUAAGGUAAUUUGCAAUGCAGUUUACACUAGUGCGAUGCUUUUGCAGUUCAUACCCCGCGUCACCGAAAAGACGACAGGAGGGAAGUUCCAGUGGGAGUAGCGAGGAGCAGGCGAAAAGGAUGAGGAAGAACGGGGAAGGUGCCAGAAACUACACUUACACGGCCAGUGAGGUAAGGAACUUUCCUCCCAACUGGGCGUAUCAAGUGCCACGAUGUCUGGGUCUUGAAGAAUAGAUGUUUGUCAUGCUUGUUUGGCAUGACUGGUAAAUCUGUCAUGCACGUUAUCCAAGAGCAGCCCCACUUAUCUGUCAUGCAGAAACGCAGUUUGUCAUGCAGCAGAAGCAACGCCUAGAAGCUCGG